Messenger RNA from Nerophis lumbriciformis (worm pipefish), 483 nucleotides. The record is from RefSeq and is a predicted model, not a curated record. Lineage: Eukaryota; Metazoa; Chordata; Actinopteri; Syngnathiformes; Syngnathidae.
AUGUAUUAUGCCUCUAUAGUUGCCGCCAAAGUGCUUUUGUGCAUCAUCCCAAUCGCUCAAAUCGCAAUGGGCGCGGUGCACUUGAGCGACUGUCCUCUCCAGGACUACAUUCCUAUUUACCUGAUCGUGGUGGGGAUCUUCCUCAUCCUGCUGGUGCUGUUUAUUGGCCUGCCCUGCGCCCGAGAGCCCAAAGACGGCUCACCGAACUCCCUGUACCGUCUCAGCAUCGGGUGGACCUCUCUUCUGGUGGUGUUCCUCAUCUGCUGGUUUGUUGCCGGUAACGUCUGGAUCUACUCAAUUUACAAGCCAAACUACAUUAAAAACAUCACAGACGCCAGGCACUGCGACAAGGAACUCUAUCUGUUUGCCUUCUGGACCACGACGCUGGUCUACAUCAUGAUAGGUGUCUUUGUGGGCGUCAGCUUCCUCGUGCUGGUGGUCCUCUACAUGUGCGGUCAGGCAGACCCCGACGACUACAUCUAG